CAAACUUGUUAACUUUGAAUAUCAGCUAGACGUUAAUCCUGCGGCAGAAAUAACAUAAUAGUUAGUUGUGCUGCCCCCAAAGUUGGACCUCGUUUUUUCUCUUUUUGAGAAAACAAUAACACCAAAAAUAAAUCAGAACGACUUUCCCUGCUGGGUUCACCAGAAGAUUCGGUCUUUGUGAGGUACUGGUGUUACUAUGUCCAUGCCGCUACGAGAUAGCCGAUCCUAUCUCACAAACGACGGAGAGGGAUGUUGGAAAAGAAAAACUGGUCUUGAGCAAAAACUUACAAUUCUCCUCGGAAUUUUUCUUGUCGUCACAAUAUCUCUGGUUAUAGCGGUCUCGGCUGUAGCCGUCAAAUACAGGAGCAUAUCUGCUUCACAACCAACUGAGAUACCACCUAAGCCUUCAGCCGUUAUAUGUAAUACAACAGGCUGUAAAAACACUGCUUUGGAGUUAGAGAGGGCAAUGAACACUAACGUCCAUCCAUGUGAUGACUUUUACGAAUACGCAUGCGGAGGAUGGAUUUCUUCACAUAAAAUUCCCGAGACUAAGAGUCGAUACGGUACCUUUGAUCAGCUGCGAGAAAAUCUCUCCAACGUCAUUGUGGCUCUGCUUGAAAAUACUACUGACAGUAAAUCAGCCGUGGGGAAGAGUAGAAAUAUCUACCAUGCUUGCAAGGACGAAGCAAAGCGCGAUGAAUUGGGAAUUGAUCCUCUUAUAAAUCUGUUGGAAAAAUUUGGAGGAUGGCCGCUCAACGACUCAGAACAAGGAGAAAUAGGAUCUUACACAUGGACUAAACAUAUUCCAGAGAUUAGAAAACAGCUCAGUGUUAACAUAAUGAUGUCGUUCUACGUGCAUGCAAAUCCGUAUAACACUAAGGAACAUAUAAUCUAUUUGGACCAACCUUCAUUUGGAAUAGGCCAACGACAACUGAUGGAGCCAGAUAACGAAAAUAACCGGAAAAUUAUUGAUGCUUAUAAAAUAUACAUCAAAGAAAGUUUGAAAAUUUUGAAAAAGGAAAACAACUCUGAAGAGUUUGAUAGUCUUGCAGAAGAAAUAUUUAAAUUCGAAUCAGAUUUAGCCAAGCAUAGCGUAUUACCAGAAGAUAGACGUGACCCGAGAAAAGUUAACACCAUAAUGAAAGUAUCCGAUAUAAGUAAAAACAUUACAGAUAUUGAUUGGGAGAGUUUUUUAAACGCUUAUCUGCCGGACAGCAUGGAAAAUAUCACAUCAGAUAGUGAGGUGAACGUGCGAGACAUUGACUUGAAGUACUUGAGAGGACUCGCUCUUGUUAUAAAAAACAAUACCAAUAGUGUUAUAGGAAACUAUGUUGGAUGGAGACUGGUGCAAGUACUUGGUCCUCUCACAACGGAAGAGUUUCGUAAAAUUGAGUUUGACUUCAAAAAGGUUACGCAAGGAGUACAGGAACUCGAGAGUUUGGAGCUUGUUUGUGCCAACCUUGUCAACUCUUUGAUGCCCGAAGCUGUAGGCCGAUUGUACGUCGAAGAACAGUUCAAAGCACAAUCCAAACAAGAGACAAAACUUAUGGUUGAGGAGUUGCAUGAGGCGUUUAAAGUAUUGGUGAGAUUGAAUGACUGGAUGGACGUUAAAACAAAAGAGGAUGCUCUUAAUAAGGCAGACCAGAUGAUUGACAACAUUGGGUACCCAGAAUGGAUAAAAAAUGAUGAUGAGUUAAAUAAAUAUUUUGAAGAGAUCAAGGAUAUUUCAACCGAAAACUUUUUUAAUGAUUACAUCAAAAUAUUAGGAGUUUUAUCAGUAGAAGGUCUCAAGCAGUUGGAUAAACCAUACGACCGUGAAAAGUGGAUAACUGGAGCUGCUGUUGUCAAUGCUUUUUACAGUCCCCUGGCUAACUCCAUUUCUUUUCCUGCAGGAAUUCUCCAAACUCCUUUUUUCUCGAGUGACAGACCCGUGGCGAUGAAUUUUGGAGGAAUUGGAAUGGUGAUUGGACAUGAAAUAACACAUGGUUUUGACGAUCAAGGUAGCCUUUAUGAUGGUGAAGGAAAUAUCAAACUCUGGUGGACCAAAGAUACCCGAGAAAAGUUUGACGAAAGGGCCAAGUGUUUUAUUAAUCAAUACAACAACUAUAAAGAUGACACCACAAAGCUGAAUCUGAACGGGAAAAAUACUCUCGGUGAAAAUAUUGCUGACAACGGAGGAUUAAGAGAAGCUUACAAAGGUUACCAAACCUAUGUUUUCAAGUAUGGGGACAAAGCCAAAAAUUACAGAUUACCAGGAGACAAGUUUAAAGAUAUUACACCUGACCAGCUCUUCUUUCUGGCAUUUGCUAAUGUUUGGUGUAGCAAUGCCCGUCCUCAGUACAUAGAAAACAUGAUCCAGUAUGAUACCCAUAGCCCACCGAAGUACAGAGUUUGGGGCCCUCUGUCCAAUUUUGAACAGUUUGCUCAGACUUUCAACUGUAAAGAAGGCGACACAAUGGUUAAACCAGCAAAAGAUCGGUGCGCCAUCUGGUAAGGGUGUUUGGAAUAAGGUCAAGGAAAACUUAGAAAUACUGGCUGGACACAACGGAAAUCACUAACCAACUUGAAAGCAGAUUAUCAGAAUAAGAAGAAAAAGUUAAAAGCUGUAAAUUAGCAGUUUAAAAUAAAGUUUUAAAGCUUCUUGCCGAAAA
Limulus polyphemus (Atlantic horseshoe crab) is the source of this 2651-nucleotide messenger RNA. Its product is annotated as neprilysin-1-like. NCBI's taxonomy places the organism in Eukaryota, Metazoa, Arthropoda, Merostomata, Xiphosura, Limulidae. Gene Ontology annotation, cellular component: plasma membrane. Gene Ontology annotation, biological process: protein processing. Gene Ontology annotation, molecular function: metalloendopeptidase activity. The record is from RefSeq and is a predicted model, not a curated record. Bases 197 to 2494 code for a protein of 765 amino acids. The transcript is spliced from 22 exons.